Messenger RNA from Hylaeus anthracinus, 8248 nucleotides. RefSeq lists its product as uncharacterized. Gene Ontology annotation, biological process: protein dephosphorylation. The coding region runs from base 618 to 4280 and encodes 1220 amino acids. Lineage: Eukaryota; Metazoa; Arthropoda; Insecta; Hymenoptera; Colletidae. Gene Ontology annotation, molecular function: protein phosphatase regulator activity; calcium ion binding. Gene Ontology annotation, cellular component: protein phosphatase type 2A complex. The transcript is spliced from 12 exons. The record is from RefSeq and is a predicted model, not a curated record.
AACGCCAGUUUGCUCCUGCAAGCUUUAGAGGCGCGGUUGUUGGUCGUGUCGGCCGGUUCGUGGUGUUUUUCCGCUACCCUUCGUUACGCGUUUUUCACGGUAUGUAAAACGAAGACAGUCGACGGGAACGUGUCGAAACGACGAAGAAUCCGUGCGUGCCGGGUGUGUUUAAUUUUUGUGCUUCUCUUCUUGUGCUGCGAUCGUCGCUGAUCGAAUUUUGAAGGGGACUGCGGCGAGGGAGCUCCGAUCUCUCGGAGAAGCAACCACGAUCACUCUCGGACGCGUGACACAGCGAAGGAACGCAAAGAUGUAGAGUCAUCGUUGCGCUCGAGAAGUGGACGCGCAUAAUUGAACGAUAGUUGAUCAGGAUAUCGUCGGGAUAACCUCGUACGUGGCUGUGUAUCGAGCGUCUCGUCGAUAAAGCCUCCUAUUUUGCUCGGAAACCUAUGUCUCGUGGAAGCGGGCGAUAGAGCUACGUGGGAAGCGAGCAUAGAGAACAAGAGACUAGGAAGAGGAGAAUGGGGAGACAGGCAGGAGGCUCGAGGAUCGCGUGGACCGAGGCUCGAUUGCCCUCGUGGCCGUGGAGAAGGAGGUUCUCGGGCCAGGUGGCCUGAGAUAUGCCAGCAGUAGCGAGCUCGGUGAUAACGGAAGCAGCGUCAUCGAGGCUAAGCGGCGAAACGGCGGGGGCGGGUGGUGGCGUCGGUGGCCGACGACAGCUGUCGAUAGAGAUCGAGACGAUCGAGCGCCGGGUCUGCGCGACCCGACGCGAUCUGUUCGUUCCUGUGACCGUCGAUCCGCGACCGUGUCGGGCCGUCCACUGUCCGGACCUGAACGCCUGCCUGGUGAACGAGUCGCGAUCCCUCGAGGAACAGGUCGACUGCCAAGCGAUCCAUUUCGGUUACGCCAUCCCCGUGAACGUGGUGCCCGUCGAGGGUAGCCCCGAUCUGGUGGAGCUGGUGCUGGACCACACGAGCGAGCUGAGCGCAGGAGCCGUGAGCUUUCUGCUCGAUCACCAUCCCCAGUUGCGCGAACGGCAACCGGAGGAGUUUCAAAAACGUUGGUCGAGAAUGGCCGCGACGGCGAAGCACGACCUACGUCGGAAGUUCCCGACGGACACGUCCACCUCUGGCGACGAGGACAUCGCCGCGAUCGCCAAGCAGAUCAGCGAUCACGCGGAGGCGAUCUAUCAGACCUGGAAGAGUCGAGGCUUGGCGCCCACGGAAAUAUUAAAUUGUCACAGCAACGCCACCGCCGCCGACAAGUUCGGCACCGCGUUGACGCCAUCCGCGAACACCAGCCCAAACGCCACGGGGAAGACGUCGCCGACGAGCGCCGCGUCCCCCACCGCGGUGGACAUCCUGGCGCAGACACCGAACCUGGACAACGGGAACCUGGAGAAGUUGGUGAACAACUUCGUGGUGGAGGACAAGGCCAGACUGGCCGCGUCCAGGCAGAGAUCACCGUCCAAGACGCUGCCGUCCUCCAUCCAGUUCGCGCUGCAGAAGUUCGAGAGGAACUCGACGCAGCAGCAGCUCCAGCAGCCGCAGACGUCCCCGUUAAAGAGCGGCGGGGUCGGGAGCCAGCCUAAGACGAAGCAGACGAACGUCCUGCUGUCUCCUACCUCGCCGUUCGCGAACAAACCCUCGCAGAUUGUCAAGCCUCAGGUCUCCGCAAAGACUCCUGGUGCUCAUCAUCGGGAGGUCUUUCUGGAGACCAUCGAGACCACGUUCCCUGCGGAUCUGGCGCCGCCGAAGACGGUCCAGCAGAAGAGGCCCGUCAGCACCGUGAUCACCUCACCGACGGCGUCGAGUCUGGACGACACGGCGAGCGCCAACUCUGGACUGACCACGUGGCCGUUGAAGAACAAACUGAACGAGAACAAGAGAUCAGGGGACGGGUCCGCGAGGUCGGUUCAGGAGGUUAAGUCGUUGGCGACGAAGGAGGAGAAGAGGAUCACCGGGUCCAACUCCAGCGUGUACCUCGACGAAGUGGCUCGCGAAGAGGAGAGAUUGAUAAACGCCCUGAAGACGGGCUCCGUGAUCACGGAGGAGCCUGUGGAGAGACCGGUGCCCGCUCUGAGUCGACAGAAGCCGGCGAUAAAGCGAGAGAAACCAAAGGUGGAGCCGGUGAAGCCGAUAAUCAUCGGUCACAAUCACCACGGUGCCGGUCUGGUCCCAGCCUCCGCGGCUAUGGUCAACAAUGUCGUCGUCGCUUCACCCGGGGCCAACGCUACCGUCGCGUCUGACGCUAAAUCGCUCAGCAAAGACGAUCUGUCGAACAUGUCGGUGGUGGAUUACGCGAAAGUGCGGUACAGAGCUGCUCAACAGAACCCGCCUACUCAGCAGAGACUCGAGGAACAGAAGACCAGCGGAACGACCGCGUUCAACUCCACGGAGCAGCUGGUCUCCACCACCAGGUCCAAGUUCGAGGAGAUAAGGAAGGAUAAGGAGACCGUCAAGGAGGAGAAGGAUCCAGUGACGUCCAGAUGGGGCCCCAGAAUCUACACCCCGAGACCCCGGAUCGAGCAGGUGCCUCAUCCAGAGCUGACCACGCAGCAAAAGCAGCACAUCAGAGCUGCCGCGGCGACUGGAACCGGAAACAAUCCCAUCAGACCCUUCCUGACCAGGGGAUCCGUCGCCGAGCGCGUUCUCAUCUUCGAGAAAUGCCCUAGCGAGCUCUUGCUUGACAAACGGGGACCAAGGCAACCGGCUAUCAACACUUGGAGGACCGGACACGAGGUUCAGAACAAGGCCCAGACGUACGCGAAAGACAAGACACAGCAAAAAAAUCUACCACCCCACACGACACUUCAAAGGCACGUGAAAGCCAACAGGAACGUUCACAUACCAAGAUUUUAUUUCCCCGGAGGAAAGCCGUUGCCGUUGUCGCAGCUGGAAGCAACCAUCGCCAGAAUCACCGCAGCUUUUCAGGCUCUGCCGGAUCAUCUUGCUUCCCGUGCCGAAUUUCACGCGAUCACCAAGGCAUGCGACCUACCCCUUUACUGGAAGGUGCCACUCUUUCUCGCGGCUGGAGGCGACCAGAUUGGAUACGUCGAGAUGAACGCCUUCCUUGACUUUUGGAGAGAGAUAUCGAACACCUACCACGACGCAGCGAGCAAGUUUAUCAGAAUCACAACCCGAGGCCUCAGGAACAAUAUACUCCCCGAGGAUUUAAUCCCACUGGUGCAAGACGUGGUCGAGACUCAUCCAGGUUUAACUUUCCUGAAAGAGGCUACUGAGUUCCAUUCACGCUACGUACACACGGUGAUCGCCAGGAUAUUUUACUGCGUGAACAGAAGCUGGAGCGGAAGGAUCUCCGUGGCCGAACUGAGAAGAAGCAACUUGUUGUCGGUGAUCGCGGUCCUCGAGCACGAGGAAGACAUCAAUCAGGUUACCGCGUACUUUAGCUACGAACACUUCUACGUGAUAUACUGCAAAUUCUGGGAGCUCGAUCGGGAUCACGAUCUCUUCAUCGAUAAGACGGACCUCACGAAGCACAACGAUCACGCCUUGUCGAAGCGUAUGAUCGCAAGAAUAUUCAGCGGCGCCGUGACAAGGGGCGGCAUGAAAAGUGGCAACGGCGUUCAACAACCCCAGGACAAGAUGAGCUACACGGAGUUUGUGUGGUUCUUGUUGAGCGAAGAGGACAAAAACCAUCCGACCGCGAUAGAAUACUGGUUCAGGUGCAUGGACCUCGACGGGGACGGUUACCUAUCCAUGUACGAACUGGAAUACUUUUACGAGGAACAGUUGCAUCGCAUGGAAGCGAUUGGACUGGAAACGUUGCCUUUCGAGGACUGCCUUUGUCAGAUGUUGGACAUGAUCAAGCCAUCUACGCCAGGAAAGAUAUCUCUGAGCGAUCUGAAGAAAUGCAAGAUGACUUCGAUCUUCUUCGACACCUUCUUUAACCUAGAGAAGUAUCUGGAUCAUGAGCAGAGAGAUCCGUUCGCGUCAGCCAGAGAGCACGAUCCCGAUGGCCACGAACUGUCUGAUUGGGACCGAUUCGCAGCCGAGGAGUACGAGAUGCUGGUCGCCGAAGAAAGUGGUAACGAACAAAACGAUCAGAUGUCGUACGAUUCCAUACCGGAGGACAUAUUUUCUCAAAAUCUGGACAUCUUGGACGGUGAAUCGGUAGACAUGCUGGAGAGUGCAGACAUCCAGUCUCAAGGAUACCCUGACGGUCUGUCGACGGUCAAUUCGGCGGAGUCCAUUCGUCAACAGUCCAAGAAUCAAUACUAUGACAGCGGUGACAGCGACGACUACGCUGAGAGCGAUAAUUAAUGGGUACUCUCGUUUGAAAACCCGAGGAUAGCUUCAAUGGAACAGUGGGAAGCUGAAUCGAACGAUGAUAGAACGUCGAUAGAAAAGAGUUUAAUACAGCGAUAGAGGGCUCAACGUCAUCGAGCGAUACACCAAAAAGUGGAGCGAGUUUCAUCUUUCUUGAGAUCAAGAGUUUAGACUUAAAAGUAUAGUUGUUCUUCGUACAAUAAAGUGUCGUGUAACAUUGUCUUCGCGAAUGACCGUGUCAAAGAUGGUGAAACAAUUCCUCCGUAUAUCUAUGAAUCAUUUCGCGUGGUCCUAUAGCCCGUGAAUGGGAUACGAAUCCGUUUGGUGAUCAUGACCGGAUCACCAUUAGGAAGUACAAAGGUAUCGUGGGCGUUCAAACGGCUUCGAGGACGUUUCUCUGGGACAAUUGGAUGUUCUCCAAGGACUUGAUGUUUCUAUGGAUAGGGUUCGUCAGCAGCAUUGUUCCGAGGAGAAGCGUUCAGUGAUCCCUUAAAAUAAAAGAAGAAGAUCCCGAAUCGAUCCGUAACUGCGAACAAUCGGUCGCGGAGAAUCAAGCCACUAGGUCGACUAUGUGAUAAGUGUCGUUGUUCAACCUAUAUACGAUCUAUACAUAUUGUGUACUUCACGUUGUAAAUAGACAGCAAAUCUCGGACCCUUAUUUUUACUUAACGUAAGAGCCACUUUAAAUGCGGGUCUUUCAAUUGCUGCAGCCAUUUCUAAGGGACUCCGGAUCGUAGAUCUGAGAAUCGCCUCUAAGAAAGAGGAUUGGAUGCUCUCGGUUCUCCAUCUUUCGUGUAUUCGCGCGUACCUUUUUCUAGCCCAAAGGUAGUUAUUUUUUAGAGAACAAAAAAUGAAGACAGAAUUCCUGCAAACACAGUCCAGUAUCUUGAUAGUGUGUGUAUGCGCGCGUGUGUGCGCGCGUGUGUGUGUGCGCACGCGAGAGAGAGAGAGAGAGAGAGAGAGAGAGAGAGAGAGAGAGAGAGAGAAUGCACAUGUUCGAGGCUGCAACAACUGAAAAUUGCGCGUGAGAAGUUAUGCAUCGUCAUCAUCAGGGAACCUCUUGCCCUCUAUAAUCGUCUUGUAAGCUAUAGUAUUACACCGCGGCCGUAUUGCACGCACGAAACUGUUCGAGGAUCGUAUCGAGUAAAACGUAUCCGUCUACGGGGUCAGAACGAGCUCAGUUGGCCGCUUGAGGUCACCAACAAAUGAUUACUGCUAUCCCUGCAAACAUAUACCACCUGUUGCUUUAAUUCAAGGUCUCCGCAUGCAAAGAUUAUUAGAUCACUGGUCGAGAGUGAUGAUAAUAUUAAUACCAUUAAGUUAGAAUAUUCUAUUAUCAGUCAUUUUUAGUUAAAAUGAUCUCAAGCGGUUGGUUGAUUUUGUCCAAACUAUAACGACCUCAUAGGCAACACUCGUAUAUCGACGUCCUCUUUUUCUGAUGUUGCAAACUAUGUAGUUGUAGAGGUUUCGCCGGCCGUUUCGUUUCGACGAGUUUGGACAUGGUUAACGAAACGAUAAACAAGCCAAAGAUAUGACACGUUCUGUUGUGUAAGCAGAGAAGGUAUAUAAGAGAAGCGUUCGGAGGAACUUCUAAGCGCUUGUUCUUUCGCAUUCGACCACGUUCUUUUAAUUCCAAACACGAGACUGAAAAGAAAUUCUCUUCGGUCUUCUUCUCCCUCGAAUCUCUUAUUGGAUAUCGAGAGAAUAAGGUUCUUCAUAAGUUACGUUGAAAUUUCUUUAGCGUGCUUUCCUUAAAAGAAUUAUACAUUUUGUUAGCACCGAUGGAGUUAAUUACUUAGAUAAAAUGAAAGAGACGUUGUUAAGAAAUUUGUUGAAAAUUAUUGAUAUUAUGAAAACACUCGUUUAUAAAUUGAUGUUACGUUUAGAUUCUUUUUUGUGACGAGAGGAGGGAAACGCCAUAAAGAAUAAUCGUUGUAUACGACGAUACGAAAAUGCGCUUCAAGAUUUUAUUGAGAACACGUGCCGCCUCGACGAAAAGGGCUGUUACACGCAGUUCGACUUAAUGACUAAUGACUUUAAUUAACGACAGAAGACCAAGUUGUACCCUGUUAUUUCAACAGUCUCUUGGCACUCCUUAAUUGUUACUGUUAUAAAUUGAUUGCUGGCGAGAUUUUAUUUCUGCGUGAAUAUCUAUGUCUUGUUAUUAUAAUUGAAUAAUAAUUCGCUCGAACGAUUAAACAAUAAUCAUUAUUUCUUAUUGCGAAAUGUACUUUAGAAAAAGUACCAGAGUACAAUAGCAUCAGUUGAUCUGUCUGGAGCCGCCAAGACUGCUGGAAUGUGUACAUAUUACUUUCUUCUCCAAGAGAUAUAAUUUUAAACUGCGUAUAUGAUAUUACUCUAGUCGAAAUGUGUGCUAUAAUUCACGUAACGAACGACCACGAGACGGCGAGUUUAUUUUAGAUCUGUUUCGUGUUGUUUGUUAGUUAACGAAGGUGAAUUGCGAGCAACGAGAUGGUGGGUGAGGAAAAUUCCUUGUCGUAAAGGAAUAUUUAAUUCUGGAACGUAAAUGUUGACAAUGUAAGGUUAAAAUAGGAAAUGUUUACAAAUGGUUCGAGUAGUCCAACUGAUGAAACGUUUUCAUAGAAAUCUGAAUAUUUCCCUGUUACAUACGUAUACUUGUGUAAAUUACUACUGACACAGGACUGCGCAGAAUUUUCAUUCAAAUUUUGUAUCUAGAUAUGAGAAUUUUGCCUUCCUCUUACAGCAUACAUAUCGAGUACGUAAAAGAAGAAUGGAAGAAGCACGUAAGCAUAUUGUGAAAACAGAUGUCGACGAAAAGGUGUUCCGGAAUCAAAUAUUUACUCUAAGACGGUGCUCAGGGCCGAUACUUGGAAGACACAUAGACACAUAGACAUUGUUCUUGUUACUGUUUGCAUACCUAUUCAGUUAAUUACGUGAGCUGUUGUUUUCUCAACCACUUUAAUAUCACUCAGCGAGGACUUGUGUUCGCCAAGUGUCGGUACCAACAAGGAAAACACGCGAUGCUCCUUUACGUUGACGAAUUAUUAUCCCUUCAAUUACCACAGAAAACAAUGAGAGAACUGACGAUCUUGCAAAAUGUGUAGAAUCGAAUUUGUGAGUUUCAUUGUAACGUUUCUACUGAGAAGGUUGACGAAUCUUUUAUUUGGUGGACUAAAACUGCGAACGAGAAUUAAGCACGAAGACUCGGAGAAAAAAUUUCUAAGAAAUACUUUGUUUCGUCCUUAAUUACAAUUUAUAAUGUCUAAGAAAAUUGAGAUAUAUUGGAAAACAAUCGUAGGUCUCCAAAUGAGAGACCGUUGACAGUUUAAGGUGGGUAUUUAAUUUCUCUACUGCAUUCUCCGCGGUUGUUGGGGAAUCACUUUUUCGCGAGUGAUCGCUUUUGUUGACUGUCCAAAGAUGUAAAACUAUUAACACUAUACAGUUGUAUCUUUUAUAUAGCUCGUUAUGAUUUUUUACUAUAUACAUAUGUAUAUGUAUAUAUAUGUGCAUAUCUCUUCGUAGUUUAUAUCAUGAAUACAUUGUAACUUGCUUGCGUUCGACUUUCCAUUGAACGAAGUUUUGAAACAUAUGGAAAAAGAGACGAGAAUAGGACACGUCUGGUUAUUUGUCCUUGCAUUUGGCCAUGUUUUCGAUUGUUAUAUAUUUAUUCAUUAUUCUAUGAUAGGUUUAUCAUUGUUCUAGCGAAUCUGUUUGCGUGACAUCUGAAUGCGAGCGUCGUGUCGUCACGAUUUCGUGUCUUUUCCUCCAAGGUGGAAUGAAUUAUUCUUUCAUGGGGGACAACUACUAACGAUGUCAAGAUAUCGAAUUCGUGGCUUGAAAUUUGCACACGCCUGCUUAGUCGGUCUUGGUUAAUAGACUCACGUUCACCAUUUACCUACAUUUUUAUUUAUAUAUUUUAUCUGUGCAUGAGUAGACGAAUAAGGUAAUUUUGCAAGUUAAUAAAAACGAAUGGUAAAAGA